AGGUGCAGCGGCUCUCUGCAGGGGGGGGGGGCGAGUGCUGAGAAGGAGGCGCGCAGCAGUGACCGAAGGAAGGAAGUGUGAUAACCGGCUUGGCAAAUGACUGCGUGAAUUGUUUUUGUUUGUUCCGUACGCGCAGAGGCCGUUUCUGUGUUUCCCCCCCCACCACCACCCGCGGCGACAUGAACGGCGAGAGCAGCCAAACGCGUCAUGUGUCAACCUUCAGGAUGCACAUCAAGCCGCACAGAGCACCGGGAGCACCGGGUGGGAACCGGCCGGGAACGGUUGACACCAGCGACGGACGUGCUGCCGCACAUGGCUCUGCCGACCUCUCCGCUCCCAGACGUCUGGAGGCCCCCGUCUUCAUAGAGCCGCUGCAGGACUGCUGCGUGGACGAAGGAAAUGACGUCACGCUGCGGGGGGUUCUCGCCGGGAGUCAGCCCAUCAAAGUGUCGUGGUUACACAAUGGUGAAGUGGCCCGUUUUGGGAUUCCAUCUUUCAACGGCAGGGAGACGAGUUUCGCCGUGAGGGAAUGCUUGCCGGAGGACGCCGGCGCCUACACCUGCCUGGCGGAGAACGGCGCGGGGAAGACGUCCUGCUGCGCCGCCGUGUUCGUCAGAGACUUUGAAACUAUCUGCAGUGUGCAGAAUCCGGUCUCAUCUGGCCAGACUUCUGCUUUCAAGAGCUUUGUGGGGAAUGGGAGGUCCCCGCCGUCUCCCAAAGACAGGCUGCAGAAGUUCAAAGGAUCCGUUUGCACUUCCCCACCGGGCUCUGAUAAGCUCAGCCCAGUCUCAUCUCCAAGAGAAGUCAUCCCAAAGAAGAGAGCCAACUCUGAGUCAGGGCUUGCGUUGCACUUCAAAAACCCUCCGCAGCACUUUGAAGUGACGGUUGGACAAAGCGCACGAGUGACGUGUUUUUUCGCCGGCCGCCCCCCCGUGGCGUCGUGUUGGAUCAGACACAAAGAACAGAUCGUGGAUGGCCCGGAGGUUUGGACAGAAAGCACCGACGGGAGCACCACGCUGGUCAUAGCCGAGGCUAAACCGGAGCACACGGGCCGCUACGCCGUCGUGGCGAAGGACCGCAGGAGCUCGGUAGAACACACGCUCACCCUCGCUGUCAUCGAGAGGCCUCAGCCUCCGGCCUCCUGCCCAGUGGUCUGCGUGGAAUCUGCCCACGGCCUCGUGCUGUCCUGGUCCGGCCCCUGCUACGACGGCGGCAGCGCCGUCCUGGGCUACGUGGUCGAGGCGAAGAGCGAGUCCGGAGGUUGGAGCGAGCUUACCGGCCAGUGCGAGAGCACCUCGUACAGAGUGUCCUCCGGGCUGCAGCCUCGUCGGAGCUACAGUUUCAGAGUGAGGGCCUACAACGCAGUGGGAGCCAGCGAGCCGGGACCAGAGUCGCCAGAGGUCACGAUGGAGGGGAAAGGUGUAGAAAAACCCAAAGAUGAAGAAGGCCCCCAGCAAGCGUAUUCCUCUGUAGCUAUUAACUCCACGCAAAAGGUCACAGAUCACUACAGUUUGCAGGAGAGACUGGGAAUGGGAAAGUUCGGCCUGGUGUAUAAGCUCACCCACAAAGAGACGGGGCGCGUCAACGCAGGGAAGUUCUACAAAGGACGACGGGCCAAGGAGAGGGAGGCGGCCCGCAAAGAGAUCGAGCUGAUGAACCACCUCCACCACCCCAAACUAGUCCAGUGCCUGGCAGCGUACGACCACAGCCCGGAGAUGGUCAUGGUCAUGGAGUUUAUCGCGGGCGGUGAGCUGUUUGAGCGCAUCGUCGACGACAACUUCGAGCACACGGAGUCCGCCAGCGUGAGCUACAUGCAUCAGAUCCUGGAGGGGAUCUCCUUCAUGCAUAAGCAGAGCAUCGUCCACCUGGACCUCAAACCUGAAAACAUCGUGUGCGUCGACACCACCGGCACUUCCAUAAAGAUCAUCGACUUCGGAUUGGCCUCCAGGCUCGACAGCAACACGCCCCUCAAGGUGAUGCAUGGGACUCCCGAGUUUGUGGCCCCGGAAGUGAUCAACUACGAGCCCGUGUUCUUCACCACUGACAUGUGGAGCAUCGGAGUCAUCUGCUACAUAUUGCUGAGCGGCGAGUCUCCGUUCCAGGGCAACAACGACGCGGAGACCCUCGCCCUGGUCACGGCUGCCGAGUGGGAGUUUGACGAGAGCUUUGAGGAGAUUACAGACCAGGCCAAACAUUUCAUCAGCUCCCUGCUCCACAAAGACACCAGGCGGAGGAUGUCCUCUGAGGAGGCACUCGCCCACCCUUGGAUGGCGUUUGAGCCUGGAGAUGAGGCCACCAGCAGGAGUCUCUCCAAGGACAGACUGAAGAGGUUUUUAGCCAGACAGAAGUGGAAGAAAGCAGGUAAGGCCUUGUUGGCCCUGAAGAGAAUGGCUCUGCUGUCCAGAGCUGAAAGUUCUGCCUCUGGGUCUCCUACAAGCCCAAGAGCAGACUCCCCCCUCAGCCCGGAGGCAAAGCAUGCCCUGCAGUCUCUGGAGCUCAAGAUGCAAGGCCCACCCCACUUCACCCAGAGCCUGGCGGACCAGACGGUGGGCCGCGGCUCCAGGGCCCGUCUCUCCUGUCACCUCACAGGAUAUCCUGACCCAGAGGUGGUUUGGCUGUGUGGUGACGAGCCCGUGGAGGAGUCCCCCACUGCGCAGAUAGAGUACGAGGAAGAUGGCUGCUGCACUCUGGUCUUGGCCCGAGUUGGCCCAGAGGACGGCAACGUGUACACAUGUAGAGCCACCAAUGACCACGGGGAGGCGUCCUGCUCAGCCAAACUCGUGGUUCAGAGGUAGACCCAUCAGAACUUCUCCCUGCAGAAAGGAAAAGUAUAAACCAAUUGUUUUAGGGUGUCUUAAGGUUUGAUUGUACAUUGACAUUUUAACACAAAUGGGGACUAAACUGAAUGUAUUUUACAUGUGUUGAUAUUUUACAAUAUUAUUACAGAGCUACUCCAAGCAUUUUUUUAAGGUUGUCAUUCCCUGAUGGGACUACGGUAUGGUUGUCCUACACGAUUCAAAGUCCACCAUUUCUUUUACUUUGGCCUACGAGUGAACGAUAUAAAGGCUCAGCUACAAACCUUUCAACUGGAAACAUGAAGGGGCCGAGCCAGCAGGCCUGAGAUCACAUUGUUUGAGCCAUAUAGUAAAGAUCUGAAAUGGCAUUUCUUGUUGGUUAAAAAUACAGUAGAUAUCCUUUUUUUUUUUUUAAUUUAAAUUCUUUUUUUGUUUCCGAGAGAAAAAUGUAAACAAUGACUGUUUGUACAUUUUUAGUAGAGCUUUUAAAAUCGUCCCGAGAACCGUUCCUGUUUGUUUUCAUGGUUGGGGCAACGAUAAUGAGCUAGAGGUCUGCAUUGCUGUUGUAGCUACAGAUGAUGUUGUCUACACAGAGACAGAGGACAAUGUGUGUCUGGGUGACAUUUGUACUUUCAAGCCACCUGAACUAUUGAUGGGGGAAAUCUGUAAAACAGCAGCUUGCUUUAAGCCUCUUUGUCAUCAAAAUAUAAAGGCAUCCCUAAAUAAACUUGAUUAAUUUUGUCCAUUGGAAGGCACAUUAUUUUGGCUUUGUUUCUAAAUAUUUUUCACGAUGCAUAACAUAUUUCAAGGUGAAUUACUGUUUGUUUUUUUUGGACCAUGGUUUUUGUUCAUUUUACCAUGUCAACACGCGAUUAAUGAAGUCAUCAAACGUUCUGUGAUCUUUGUAUAAAUGACAGUCACGUACUGUACGGGUGUGAAAUAUACAUUUAAAGUGAAAGCUGGGUUGGAAGUUGUGAAGGGGGGAAAAUCCUAACACGGUUGUGUAAAUACUUUUCAGAUUGCACCUUUUUAGCGGUGUAUAUAAAACGUGAGCUUUUUUUGCUGCAAAAGCACCGUGCGGAUCACGUAGAGCAGAAAACCACUAGUCGAGUUGUAGGUGGUGGGGCAUAGAAUAGGUUUCUUCUUUAGUCAAACGUCCCCCCUUUUUUUUUACCUCACAAGGUAGUGUGAAAAAACAGGCACCAGUUUCAGGAAACGGCUGGUUAUAAAACGGCUGCAUUAAUAGUUAAACUGUAAACUCCACAAGGGAUUUAAACAAAGCGUUUACUGUGAAGUCCAAGUUUACAAACUGCCUUCAGACAUGACGUUAUAAAACAUUACUGAUAGAGCACAAAGAUGGUGGGUUAUAAAACCUCAGAUUAUUGAACUUGGAUCCAGAUCCCUCUGGGACGGAGUGUCAUCACUUGCAGAAGAGUGUCCGGCUCUGUUCACGUCUCUGUGACAAUGUCAAGAAAUUUGGUGUACAAUUAUCGGUAUUUUGUAAGUUUUACUCUGAUUUGAAUGUCUUCCAGGCUCUCAUGAGUUCAUUUUAAAUGUUUUAACCUUGUCAACAGCAUAAAUGACCAAAUAAAAUGUUGAAUUAGUAAA
Molecule: messenger RNA, 4403 nt
Organism: Gasterosteus aculeatus aculeatus (three-spined stickleback)
Lineage: Eukaryota; Metazoa; Chordata; Actinopteri; Perciformes; Gasterosteidae
Gene: mylk5
Product: myosin, light chain kinase 5
Biological process (GO): protein phosphorylation
Molecular function (GO): ATP binding; protein kinase activity; protein binding
Source: RefSeq, a predicted model, not a curated record